GACGGCGCUGGGCGGGCGGCGGCGAUGGGGCCGUGCUGAGGCUCCGCGGGUGCCCAUGAGGCGCCGGGCAGAGCCGAGCCGAGCCGGGCGGGCUCCAGCCAUGCUUCCCGGUCCGCCCGCGGGCACAUGGGGCAGCGCUUGAACCGCUGCCUCGAUGUCCCCGUUGCGUUGCCGCCGCUGAGGCGGAGGCUACUGCUGCUCUUCAUCAUGCUCUUCCUCUGGCUCUAUAUGUUCUACUCGUGCGCCGGCUCCUGCGCCGGGCUAACGACCCGCGGGUCACCCGCACCGUCCCGCGUCGCCCCACCGCUGUCCCCGCUGCUGCCGGGAGAGCCGGGCGAGGAGAGCAGCCUGGAGGAGCAGCGGGCAGCUCCCGACGCCAGCAGCCCCAUCUCCAGCUUCUUUAACGGCUCCGGUACCAAGCGGCUGCCGCAGGCCAUCAUCAUCGGCGUGAAGAAGGGGGGGACGCGGGCGCUGCUGGAGUUCCUGCGGGUGCACCCCGAUGUGCGCGCCGUCGGCGCCGAGCCUCACUUCUUCGACCGCAACUACGAGCGGGGACUCGCCUGGUACAGGGACCUGAUGCCCAGGACACUGGAGGGACAGAUCACCAUGGAGAAGACCCCCAGCUACUUUGUGACCAAGGAGGCCCCAGCCCGCAUUUCCUCCAUGUCCAAGGGCACCAAGCUGAUCGUGGUGGUGCGGGACCCCGUGACCAGAGCCAUCUCGGACUACACCCAAACGCUCUCCAAGAAGCCUGACAUCCCCACCUUUGAGAGCCUGACCUUCAAAAACAGGACUACAGGCCUGAUUGACACCUCAUGGAGCGCCAUCCAGAUUGGCAUCUAUGCCAAGCACCUGGAGAACUGGCUCCUCUACUUCCCCAUCGGGCAGAUCCUCUUUGUCAGCGGGGAGAGGCUCAUCAGCGACCCUGCGGGGGAGCUGGGCAGGGUCCAGGACUUUCUGGGCCUCAAGAGGAUCAUCACUGACAAACACUUCUACUUCAACAAAACCAAGGGCUUCCCGUGCCUGAAGAAGGCGGAGGGCAGCAGCAAACCCCACUGCCUGGGGAAGACCAAAGGCAGGACCCACCCUGACAUAGACCAGGAGGUGGUGCAGAGGCUGAGGGACUUCUACCGGCCCUUCAACAUGAAGUUCUACCAGAUGACAGGGCAGGACUUUGGCUGGGACUGAAAGAAAUAAUUUAAGAAAAGGAAAAUAUAAUAUAAUAUAUAUAUUUUUUUUACCUAUCAGUAGAGAGGGGGGAAAUACGGGGGGAAAAAAAAAUAGCUGUGCUGAAACAUGAUUUGCUCUUGAUUUGUUUUGGUUUUUUUUUUCUUUUUUCCUUUCUUCUCUCAGAGAAAGGUGCUGUGUACAUCCAGAAAAGGAGGCUGUGAACAGCAGCCUGGUCUUGUUGGUACAAUGGGCCCAGGGUUUAGCACUGCCUCUGUAAAAAAACACAGGUGCAGAGUUUUUAGAAGUGACAGGGGUAGCUCAGAGUCUUCCUGAAAGUUCAGCCAGGUUUUGGCUUGCAAGUGCCAUUUUCACCAGACCUCACCACUUUUGACAAUAAAACAAAGGAGGCUUAAUACCUAAUUUGGCUUUCCAAAUGUUACCUCAAGGGAUUUUUUUAUUGCAUGAAACAUUUGGUGAAUUUUACUUCCACUUAUCCAAUUUUUUGUUUUACUUUUACCCCCCUUAAAUCAAGCUCUUUUCAUCAGCCAAACUUAUUUUUCCUCUUAAGGAAGCCAAAACCAAUAAUCCUUUGUUUUGUUUUGAGACAAAAUAAUCUUGGUAGCCAAAAGUGAAAGAACACAAAUGAUUCUUUCGACUCUAUAAUGAAAAUUGCCAGGUAGUCAAAAGGCCUCAUUCACAGGAGCUGGCUCCAAACCAGUGCUCCCUAUUGCAUCCCUUCUGCUACUCUGACAGCAAAAUGGUUUUCCAAGGUAUUUUUUUCUAAGGGGGGCCCAUC
Messenger RNA from Parus major (Great Tit), 1966 nucleotides. Its product is annotated as heparan sulfate glucosamine 3-O-sulfotransferase 3B1-like. The transcript is spliced from 2 exons. Gene Ontology annotation, molecular function: [heparan sulfate]-glucosamine 3-sulfotransferase activity. The record is from RefSeq and is a predicted model, not a curated record. Lineage: Eukaryota; Metazoa; Chordata; Aves; Passeriformes; Paridae. Bases 127 to 1188 code for a protein of 353 amino acids.